AUGUCCGACGAGGAAGAAGACUAUCUUUCGGACAAAUUCCUUGCCCAACUAGAAGCGGCCUCAAAGAAAACCAAGCCAAAAACUUACACCGACCUUCGGAAGGAGGCAGCACGCAUUUCCGAACAGAAGAAUGAGGCUGGCCGAAAGAAGAGCAGGAAACAGCUGGAGGAUGAGGCAAGGCAGGAGGGAUUGAACAAAAGUUUGUUCGAGCGUGCAAGGGAAGAGAAGGAAGAGUUGGGAGUAGAGAGCAAGGCGUUGAACAUGAUGAAGCGGAUGGGCUUCAAGGUCGGGGAGUCAUUAGGCGCCAAAACCACUUCGCCGGGACCAUCAACACCGUCGCCGAAGCCCCCGCCUGACGUGGACGGUGAUUCUUCUCCAAAGCAAGACACCGUCGAGACUGUUGGUACGGUGGAAGUAGUUGGAGAGAGCGAUGGUCUAUCUGUAUUCACCCCGUCUGCGUUCGCACAUCGCAAGACGCCCAUACCGCUCUCGGUCUGGUCCGGUCGUCAAGGACUGGGGAAAGGAAAAAGAGCACUGUCACCAACAGCUGAGGCCGAGGAGAAGGCUUCUAAAGUGGCCAAGCUAAUGGCCGAGGAAGCCGCAAGCGCAGACACUUUUCGCAAUCGGGCGAGACAAGAGUUUGAAGAAAGAAGAGCUGAGGGUCGGCUGUUGACUGCUCGCAAGACCUGCAUGACGUUGGAUGAGGAAACCGGAAAGAAAUUCGAUAAAUUCUGGCUCAAUCCUCAUGUACCAAACGAUUUCCCACCUUCAUUACGCGAAUACAUCGCAAACAAUCCCGAAGCACUUGUCGGUGCUGUUGACGAGGCGGCUGCAGAGCGCCUCCGUUGGCAGAUGCAGCGUGAUGCUCUCCGCUUUUCACCAGAUCCGGACUCAUUACCCCUUUCCAUGGGCCCGGGGCAAGCUCGUUCUAUCCGCGACAUCAACAUCGCAAACAAUGUUCAAGAAACGGAGGAGAUCCAGCUUUCAGAUACUGAGAUACAGGAAGCACUAGCGUACUUGCGUCAGGAUCCGAUGACACGAUUAGAACAAUUGCUCACCCACCUGCGUGAGAUGUACAACUAUUGCUUCUGGUGCGGCACGAGAUACUCGAACGCCGAGGAGCUGGGAAAGGAAUGCCCUGGAACGGAGGAAGACGAUCACGACUGAGAUCUAGAGCUUCGCAGUGUGGACCUUGCAUCCCUCUCCUGAUAUGCGCGGGUGGCAUACAUUUCACCUAUAUUCGGUCUAGC
Molecule: messenger RNA, 1250 nt
Organism: Dacryopinax primogenitus
Lineage: Eukaryota; Fungi; Basidiomycota; Dacrymycetes; Dacrymycetales; Dacrymycetaceae
Exons: 4
Coding region: 1-1167 (388 amino acids)
Cellular component (GO): kinetochore
Source: RefSeq, a predicted model, not a curated record